Molecule: messenger RNA, 3478 nt
Organism: Drosophila eugracilis
Lineage: Eukaryota; Metazoa; Arthropoda; Insecta; Diptera; Drosophilidae
Gene: Eip63E
Product: cyclin-dependent kinase 14
Exons: 10
Coding region: 833-2527 (564 amino acids)
Biological process (GO): protein phosphorylation
Cellular component (GO): cytosol; cytoplasm; nucleus
Molecular function (GO): heme binding; cyclin-dependent protein serine/threonine kinase activity; ATP binding
Source: RefSeq, a predicted model, not a curated record
ACCCCCAUCUGACCACACUGGCGAUGUGGUGUGACCAAAUUCGUGCUCGCUCCGCGAGUCCGUAAAAAAACAAUUGCGAAAUUAUACAAGAAACUAAACAAAUAAACGCGUAAAAUUAACGAAAACAUGUGCAGCGGCUGCUAGAAACGUGCGCGUACACAACGGGCCAGUGAAAUCGUUCAGGUGCGAGUGAGAGAACACGCGUACGCGUCACUAGCAACAACAACAAACACAGUGCACCAACACGCUCAUAUAAACACACCAACUCACACACACACCUACACACCCAUACAUAAACACCGACGCACAUGCAACAAAAAUAAAAUAAAAACAAAAAAGAACAAGCGAAAAUAAUAACAAAAAUAAAUUUGAUAAAAAUAAUUAUAAAAAAAAGGCAGCUGCCAGUGUGCUAGAAAAUAUCUAAGAGAAAAUUGUUUAAAAGAAAGUUUUUGCAUAUUAAAGUGAGCCAAAAGGGAGAACGUGGAGAAGAGUGCCCAAAAUUAAAAAUUAAAAAGCAUUUAAAUUUUAAAACAAAGAAAGAACUUAGGAACACAAAUAUAUUUAAACAAAACUAACAAAUACUUCUUAUUAAUCAACAAAUAACAGUUUAAUGUCUUAAACUAAACAAAAGGGCACCCAAUUUGUCCCAAUUUCCCAGCCUAGUCUUUGUUUUAACUAUCUGCACUUCCUGGUUAAUCACCCCUUACUCACAUUUAUUAAAAAUUUCACGUUUUUUCCUCCUUAUCAGCUGUUAUAAACAUACAUAUAUAUAUUCAAACCACCCACUUGCCACCCCCUCUCCCUUGUUGCACCUGUAAAGAACAGGUGACUAAUGUACUGUUCACGUAGCUUGUCAGCUGCUGGCGCCGUGGAAACAACAAAAACAACAAAUCUAACAUCCUCCACAUCGACAACAACAACAGCUUUCUACAAGGCAGCUACGUCGGCGUCGGCAGCGGCCUCUGUCUGCACAACACCAACAACAAAGUCAAAAACUAAAGCUAUGGCCACCACAACAACAACAACAACAACGGCAACAAAUGCUAAAGAUGGCGUCACCAUGCGCGAGAAGAAAGGCGGAGCCCUGCAGAAGCUCAAGAAGAGGCUUUCGCACAGUUUUGGAAGAUUAACAAUUUCCCGCGAAGAUGGCGAGGAGUCGACGCACCACCAUCACCACCACCAUCAUCAUCGCGGUGGACAUGGCGGGCACCACAACCACGGUAACAAAGUUCCAUACAACGGCUACAAUUCGGAGGAAUACUUGGACCGACUCGAACCGAAUGGCAAUAUACCCGCUGACAAGACAAACUGCAGAUAUGGAGACUGGCGCAGCACGGACAGCACCGACCAUCAUGAUCGCGUCCAGAGACAGCUUUCCGUGUCCUCUGACAGCAAAUUGCUGGACGAGGACAUCCGCGAGGAGAUGAAGUACCAUUCGCACGUGGUCAUGCGUCCCAAGAAGCCGCCCAGACCCAAGUCCGAGGUCUUUCUGAACAAGCAGGAAACGCAUCCGCGACGCAAACGAUUCAGUGCAUUUGGUGGCGACUCCCCAUUUGGCAAGCAGGAGGCCUAUGUCAAACUCGAACCGCUGGGCGAAGGGUCCUAUGCGACGGUCUACAAAGGAUUUAGCAAAUUAACCUACCAGCGGGUGGCGCUGAAGGAGAUUCGGCUGCAGGAGGAGGAAGGAGCUCCGUUCACCGCGAUUCGCGAGGCCUCGCUGCUGAAAGAACUGAAACACAGCAACAUCGUCACGCUGCACGACAUCGUCCACACGCGCGAGACGCUGACCUUUGUCUUUGAAUAUGUGAAUACGGAUCUGUCGCAAUACAUGGAGAAGCAUCCGGGCGGCCUGGACCAUCGCAACGUGCGUCUGUUCCUCUUCCAGCUGCUCCGUGGACUCUCCUACUGCCACAAGCGGCGCGUCCUCCAUCGGGAUGUCAAGCCGCAGAACCUGCUCAUCAGCGACUGCGGCGAACUGAAGUUGGCCGACUUUGGAUUGGCCAGGGCCAAGAGCGUGCCCAGUCACACCUACUCCCAUGAGGUGGUCACGUUAUGGUACCGCCCGCCAGAUGUCCUGCUGGGCAGCACCGAGUACUCGACCUCGCUGGACAUGUGGGGCGUUGGCUGUAUCUUUGUGGAGAUGGUGACCGGGAUGCCGACGUUUCCGGGCAUACGUGAUACCUAUGAUCAGCUGGACAAGAUAUUCAAAUUGCUGGGCACACCCACUGAGGACACGUGGGCGGGGGUCACCCACUUUCCCGGCUAUAAGCCGCACAAGCUGGGUUUCUAUCGACCGCGGAAACUGGGUCACAACUUCCCACGACUGUACGACAUCAUCGAGGGCGAGACGAUAGCGAACGGCUUCCUGCAACUGAAUCCGGAGCAGCGUUUGGGCGCCGAUGAUGCACUGCAGCAUCCGUACUUUGCGCAGUUGCCAAAGAAACUCUACGAAUUGCCAGACGAAACCUCAAUUUUCACCGUGGAAGGCGUGCAGCUUUAUACGGAGCCAAAUCGACAGAAUAAAUGAAAAUUAAAGCAAGUCCUCUCUGUGGAUGGCGUACGUUUCUACUGUUAGGAUCCCAGUCCCUAACACCCAUCACCCAAUCACCAACCUCCUGGACUAUCAAUCUGUCAAUCAACCUAUCGCAUCAUCCAGCAAUCGACAGCCAUAUAUAUAAUGCAAGAAGGAACUUCGAGCGAGCGGGCCGAAGUUUUGUACUAUAAUUCUAUGAUACUUUUUAGUUAUUAGUUCGAUUUCGCAGUGAGUUUAGCUGAGGGAGUUUAGCAGAAGACACGGCAGACAAAGGCAUUUUUUAAUUUCAGUCAAAAAGUUAGUUUAGAUUUCUCCUGGCCAUCGCUGCAGCCGCGUCGAAAAGGAUACUCAGUUUAGUCAAGGCGCAUGGUUUUUUCUGUAUUCUUUUGUAAGCUAAAACAAAAACUUACUUUUAAAGUUAGCUUCUAGUGAGUGCGUUGCCUCCGUGGCUUACGCAAUACGUUCGUUUGCAAUGAGUGAGAGAUAAUAAUCAUCAUCGUCAUCGUCAUCGUCAUCGUGUCUGUAUUUCGUUUCCAUUCUUUGUCCUUAGUUCUUAGUAAACAUUUUCGGCUGACAAGUGUUGAAUUGCCAAUAAAAAAUAUUAAAUUGGUUACUGCUUUAAUAGAGUGCAAUUAAUAAAAGUUAAUGGAUUGGCGGUAAUGAGCCUAAAAAUAAAUCAAUUAAUCAACGGAAAUGUGCUCGGUAAAUUAACGAUUAUUUCGCAAAAAUUCAACAAUUAUACAAAUGUGACUCACAGUCACAGCUCUUUUAAACCCUUCGAUUGUAUGAUUUUGUAGCUCGUCCUUUGUCCCCAUCAAUUAUACAAAUUCGCCGCGCUGUUUAAGUGAUAAUUUUAUAACUAUUAAAUGAAUUUAUGUAAAAAGCAAGUAAAUCAAUCUUAAAAGAUAUGUAAAACAAAUAAAUUUAAACCAUUUAUACCAUUUA